CCACCUCACCGCGCCUCUCCUCCACCCCCACCCAAGGUGACUUCACCACCACCACCCCGCAAAAUGGCCCCACCGCCACCUGCCUUGAUCCCACCACCGCCCCACAUCGCUCCUCCUCCGCCCACCCCCAACCAUACCAUCGUAAUCAUCGUGUUUGUUUCACUUGGUGGGGUAUUCUUCCUCGCAUUCCUUGCUGCCUUUCUGUUUUGUUUCCUCAAGAAGAAGAAGAAGAAGAUGGUGCAAGAGAAUGAUGCUGUGAACGUUACGGACCAUGUUCAUGUUCAUGAAACAGUGCUCCCGGGGCCACGCGGAGAGCAAGUUGUGGCGAUGACGGUGGACGAGGAUAUCAAUAUGCAAGGGACGAUGAGCAAUAAUGAGGUCGAGAUGUUAGGCAUUAAAGGUUCAGGUGUUGGAGCAGCAAAAAGAUUGAAAUAGCAACAGUCGGUCAUUAGUGAUCGCAUGCAUACGAGAAGCUUUGAUGUUUGGUAACGUGAAAUAAUUAAUUAAAAUGAGUGUACUGGAUUCGGUGGAGUGUGAUUGAUAACAAAUUUGUUUUACUUGUUGGAGUUGUGGUCUUUAUCAA
Asparagus officinalis (garden asparagus) is the source of this 583-nucleotide messenger RNA. RefSeq lists its product as uncharacterized. The coding region runs from base 64 to 435 and encodes 123 amino acids. Gene Ontology annotation, biological process: plant-type secondary cell wall biogenesis. The record is from RefSeq and is a predicted model, not a curated record. The transcript has a single exon. Lineage: Eukaryota; Viridiplantae; Streptophyta; Magnoliopsida; Asparagales; Asparagaceae.